UUUUUAAAAAAAAAAAAAAAUACUGUAAAUCAAUAACAUUGACAUUCUUAAUUCAAUAAAUCAUUCGUUCAAUAUGGAAGAAAUUAAGCUCAACAAUGAUGUAAUUGAACAAAUAAAAGGUUUUAACCAUCAAAAGUUAACCAAAGAACAAGAAUCGUUAAUUGAUAAAUUAAUAUUAAACGAAAAAUUAAAAGAAUGUUAUAAAAAAUGUGAUUUAUGUAAAGAAUGUAAACAACCUAAUACUGAUAUUGAUUGGUGUUAUUCUUGUAAUUCUAAAAAUUUUCAAAAAAAUUUUAUAAAUUGGACUAGUGGAAAUAAUGAUAUUGAUAAAUUUAUUCAAAAAAAUCAACUUUUAGCUAAAAAUAGAGAUGAAGUAAUACAAUGGAUUGAAUAUGAUAAAUUUGAAAAUAUUGAAAAUCUAUCCAAGGGAGGAUUUGGGACUAUUUAUAAAGCAAUUUGGAAAAAUCAAAAUAAGGAUUAUCCUGUUGCUUUAAAAUGUUUUUAUAAUUCACAAGAUAUGACAGCUGAACUCUUAAGAGAAGUUGAAUCUCAUGUUUUAUUGAAUCGUUCGACUUAUAUAGUUCAUUGCUAUGGUCUUACUAAAAAUUCAAAAUCAGAUGACUUUAUGAUGGUAUUGGAAUAUGCAGAAAAUGGUAGUUUAAGACAAUACCUAAAUAAUAAUUUUAAUUCAUUGAAAUGGAAUCAAAAAUUGCAAAAUUUAUUAAGUAUUGCAUGUGGUCUUAAAGCAAUUCAUAAUAUUGGAUUAAUUCAUAAUAAUCUUCAUUGUAGCAACAUAUUAAGUCAUUUACAUAAACUUACAAUUGCAGAUUUAGGAUUAUGUCAACCAGCAAAUGUAAAAUCUCAAAAUGAUAAUAUAAAAAUACAUAGAGUUUUACCAUAUGUAGCUCCUGAAGUUUUAAGAGGAGAAGAAUAUACUAAAGCAAGUGAUAUUUAUAGUUUUGGAAUUAUUGCUCAUGAAAUCUGUACAGGAAUGACUCCUUAUAACGAUAUGGCCAAUGAUGAAUUUUUAGAUAUAAAAAUUUGUCAAGGAUUGAGACCGAAAUCUAAUUAUAAAAUUCCUCAACUAAUUUUUGAUAUUAUUAAUCAAUGUUGGGAUGCAGAACCUUUAAAACGACCUAAUGCAGUUGAAUUAGAACAUUUAUUAAAUGAAUUAUACCUUAAAAUACAACAACAAAAUUCAGAUCUUAAUGAACAAAUUAAAGAAGCAAAUGAAAUUAAUUUAAAUCAAUAUCGUCUUAAUGUCAAUGACAUUGAAACGGAAUAUUCAGGUACCCUUUGAACUUUUUACAUUUAUCGUAAAUCAAUCUGAAAAUAUUUCAGAAUUGUAAAAUUUUUAGAAAUUAUUUUUUGUUGUAUAUCUACCUUUUUUUUUUA
This is a messenger RNA of Rhizophagus irregularis DAOM 181602=DAOM 197198, 1395 nucleotides long. NCBI's taxonomy places the organism in Eukaryota, Fungi, Glomeromycota, Glomeromycetes, Glomerales, Glomeraceae. The record is from RefSeq and is a predicted model, not a curated record.